This is a messenger RNA of Chanos chanos (milkfish), 978 nucleotides long. RefSeq names its product V-set and transmembrane domain containing 4a (gene vstm4a). The record is from RefSeq and is a predicted model, not a curated record. The coding region runs from base 25 to 978 and encodes 317 amino acids. Gene Ontology annotation, cellular component: membrane. The transcript is spliced from 8 exons. NCBI's taxonomy places the organism in Eukaryota, Metazoa, Chordata, Actinopteri, Gonorynchiformes, Chanidae.
UUAUGGAGCCUGCGGGUCUGCAAAAUGAAACUGUCCUCUGUUGUGAUAGUUUUCCUGAUUAGGGCUUUUAUUGGAGAGGUGAGCAUUGCUCUGAAUGUGACGGUGACCCCGGGGCCGGUCAGCGUGUGCACAGAGGGCGACAACAUCACCCUGUCCUGCUUGGUCUCUCAGAAGAAACGAAUGAGCAGCGUGCUGGUCCUGCGUUGGCUCUUCUCUCAAGGCCCUGACGUGGAACACCUCCUGGUCAAAAUCAACGUGAAGAGGGCCAAGUACUACGGAAACUACAGCAGACGCUUCCCGCAGCCUAAAUUUCACCUGACAGAGGAGAAAAAAGAGAAGGUCUACAACCUGCUCAUUCUGAACGUGUCCAAGGAAGACAGAGGCAACUACACCUGCAGGGUGCAGGAGAUUAGGAGGUACCACAACCGCUGGAGGGCCUCUUCAAAUGGCACGGGGAGAGUGGAGCUGAAAGUUCACCACUUACCAGUCACUGACAGUUCUGAUGGAAUCUGGCGUUUGUUUCAAGAUCUGUACCUGUGCGCCGUGCUGAUUUGUUCGAUUGGGCUCAUUUGUAUUUUCCUGUUCACCGUGGUCAUUGCGUGUCAAAGCAUUCAACGCAAACACAGACAGAGAGCCAGUUAUUAUUUGGUGAAGUGUCCUGAGAACAGUUCAGGGGAGACGGUGACCAGUGUGGUGAGCUCUUCACCUGGAAUGCACAGGAAAGAGAAAAGACACAAACACCAGCCUAAACACAGCGUGGAUCAACCACCAGAGAUACCAGCUAAAGCACCCAUCGCAGAUAAACCGCGUAAGCCCAAACUUUUAAAGACACAGCCAAGAAAGGUGACCGCGCCCCGGGUGGUGGAGGACAGCUUGACAUAUGCAGAGCUGGAGCUCGUCAGGCCAAAGCCUGAGACUAAAGCCUGUUGCACAGGGACUGUGUAUGCCCAGAUCCUCUUCUUAGAUAAGAAAGUGUAA